Messenger RNA from Aspergillus sclerotioniger CBS 115572, 2418 nucleotides. RefSeq names its product HET domain-containing protein. Bases 1 to 2418 code for a protein of 805 amino acids. The record is from RefSeq and is a predicted model, not a curated record. The transcript is spliced from 2 exons. NCBI's taxonomy places the organism in Eukaryota, Fungi, Ascomycota, Eurotiomycetes, Eurotiales, Aspergillaceae.
AUGAGUCGUUGGCACCCACCAUCCUGUGUCACCCCGGACGUGGUCAUCGACGGAGGAAUCCCGCACUGCCGGGGAUGUGGCCACCAUUGCAACUGGCAAGAUUGGAUAUCUUCAACGGUGGACAGUUGCGCACCACCACCAAUUCCCCCCGAUGAGCCUCCUGGUCAGCUGAACCUGAGGUGGCCCCCAUCAGUACCUUACUUUCGCCCUGAAGACUCAACUGCUGGACCCAAUGUCCAUCAAUCGGAUCUGUCGAGCCGGACCUCCGAUUCCAACACCGUGAUCUAUGGAGCGAGGCUCUCCCCGGAGGAAAUUCGGUUGGCUGAUCUGUCUCCUGGAGAGGAAAACGCCCCGAUUCACAUUUCUCUAGGCAGGCAGAUUUUAGCAGGCUGUCUCGACUACGAGACCGUAUCAUACAUGUGGGGCGGCGAGGAUGGCGACUAUACGCUCUGUUGUCCGGUCUUCGUUGGUCCUCACUGGGACCUCAUGCUUCAGACCAAGAACUGCUGGGAAAUGCUCAAGACCAUGCGCUUUCCUGAUGGAGCACGCACAAUCUGGGUCGAUGCACUCUGCAUCAAUCAACGGGAUGAUACUGAGCGAGGGCAACAGGUGGCCAAUAUGAAACGCAUUUAUGAGCAGUGCUCUCGAGUACUUGUCUAUUUGGGCAAUGAUCUGGUUAGCCCGUCCAAGGGUCGUCCUUCUCGUCGUCUGCUCCAGGACUUAGAAGCCUCGACGCAGCCUGCUAUCCAACCCCAUGAGAUUCUUCAACGCAAAUAUUUCAGUCGCAUUUGGGUGAUCCAGGAGUUGGUUCUACCCCACCGCAUCAUCUUCCGUCUGGGUGAUACGGAGUUCUGGGUCGACUCGCGCACAAUGCCUCGUCUGUCACAGCGGGUCUGGGGCUGGCAGUCUUCUAACGCCCCCUGGGUGGAACAUAUGACGAAUGGUGCUCUUCCUGUACGUGGCACACAGGAUCUUUUCUCCCUGACGGGACGCUCGGAGGCAUCUGACCCACGCGACAAAGUGUUCGGGGUAGUCGGCCUAUUUCCAGAUGAUUUGGAGGAUCUCGCUACACUUGUUCCGGACUACAGUAUUUCGGUCCAACACCUCCUCAUUGGCAUGUUUGCCUUCUCAAUCAUCCGGGAAAAAAGGGUCAUCUUGUUCCUAAUCGCACCAGGCCUGUCAACAACCGCAUCCCAACCCUCCUGGGUUCCUGAUUGGGGCCGCAGCAAGCAUUGGCCGUCCUUAUUUACAGUCCGGACCCCCACAGCCGACGAGUUGGCAAGCUCCAUUCACCGCCUGACAUCAACAGGUUAUGAUUCAGAUCUCAAAGCAUUUUGGGACAAUUGUCGUACUUCUUACUGGGUCGCAGACGUCUGCGAACGGCGACCUUGGGACCAGGAUAUCAUCGUGCAUGCCCACACUGGAGCAUUGUCCAUCUGCUUGACGCACAUCUGCGCUCUCCGUUCAACACCGCACCUUAUUCAACACGUCAAUUCCGUUGCUCUCUAUGAGUUCCAAGGAGAGGUCGCCUCUAUUUACCUGGCCUCCGAGCUCCAGUUGGAUACUGUUCUCGAACCACUGCGGGACCAUCUUUUCGUUCUCUUGCCAAACACUGACGAUACACCUACAUACAGUCUGGUCGGAUGUGAUAUACACUUAUAUUUUGCGUUCCAACAGCGCGUCGGGUCAAUUCUCCAUCUGGCAGUGACCAGUGUUCCUGACGAGCUAGCGAAUAUGCGCACAAGGCUCGAAAGCCCGACAGACCAUGAAAAGCUGAACUAUUACAGGAACAAACCACUCAUGCGCAACUUGUUGACAUUCUUCCCCGACUUGAAAACAUUCUGGGAUAUUUGGCCUCUAUUUCGUGCCAUGCAAGAGGGAUACACAUCUCCAUUAUUCCACACCUCCUAUCUAUCAUGCGUGCACCCUUCCUCUCAUGCACGGGUCUCUGACGGUUUCUUCGAAUUAACAUUCCCAGAAGUGCUCAUGCGUCUCCAAUAUUCCCCUUGGGGUUUAUUUUCCAUCUCUGAGUAUUCUACGCAGUACGACUCUGAUGUCUUUGCCGACUGUAUUCCCAGUGAUUUCCCCACAUCGCUCGCAAACCUGCAGGGACAUUGGGAGAUAUACAAUGAUGGACAAUGGAACGAAAUUGUCCGCCUCUAUUAUCAAGCCCGAAGACGCCAUAGUGAUACUGUGGAGAUGAGGGCUCCUACAUGGCUGUUAUGGGGUCUACUCGAUGUUUGGUUCAAGCCCUGUGUUCGUCUUCAGCGAGUAUUGGGAUGCAGUGUCGAUGAAGUAGAGGCGCUGUUACGACAGGAUCAUGUGGAUGAUGAGCUUCAUUUGGUGGGGUGUCCACCACUGGAGCUGCAGGAUGACUUUGGUGCUGAUUUUAAUACCUACCAAGUUCAUAUCCUGUAG